Messenger RNA from Phoenix dactylifera (date palm), 987 nucleotides. RefSeq names its product cytochrome P450 714C2-like. Lineage: Eukaryota; Viridiplantae; Streptophyta; Magnoliopsida; Arecales; Arecaceae. The record is from RefSeq and is a predicted model, not a curated record. Gene Ontology annotation, molecular function: oxidoreductase activity, acting on paired donors, with incorporation or reduction of molecular oxygen; iron ion binding; monooxygenase activity.
GAAUAGAGCCUUUCGCUUGUAUAGCCCUGCACCCCCAUUGUCGGGUAUAUAAAGCUUAUAGAUCAGAGAGAACAUAAAGAGCUGAGGAGGAAAAAGGAGAGGAAGAAGAUGGAAGGUGCUCAGUGGGACACUUUGCUCCCAUUCUUUGUUGCAGGAUUUGUGAGCUUCGCUGUGUUCUACCUCUCUAACAUCCUCUGGCUAAGGCCAGAAAAGAUCAGAAACAAACUGAGGAGCCAAGGGAUAAAGGGUCCUUCCCCUUCCCUCCUCUACGGGAACAUAUUAGAUAUGAGGAGGAUCGUCAAGGAGGAGAAGGAGACCCAAAAGGGUGGCAGUCGGCAUGUAUCAGCCAGUUAUACCUCUGCUCUGUUUCCUUACUUCAUUACGUGGAGGAAGGAAUAUGGUCCAAUAUUUAUGUACUCAACGGGAAGCAUACAACUAUUGCAUGUAAGUCACCCUGAUCUCGUGAAGGAGAUAAGCCUCUGCAAGUCUUUAGAUUUAGGGAGGCCUUCAUACAUACAGAAAGAACGCGGAGCUCUUUUUGGUCGGGGCAUUAUAGCAUCAAAUGGUGCUGUUUGGGCUCACCAGAGGAAAAUUAUAGCACCAGAGUUCUUCAUGGACAAGGUUAAGCACAUGGUGGACUUAAUUGUGGAGGCCACAAUUCCAUUUUUGGAGUCAUGGGAGAGCCUGCUUGAGAGUGAGGGAGGCACUAGAGAAAUUGUAGUGGAUGAAGAUUUAAGAAGCUUUUCAGCAGAUGUAAUCUCCAGAGCUUCUUUCGGAAGUAGCUAUGCUAAAGGUGAAGAAAUAUUUUCUAGACUUAGGCAACUUCAGAAGGCAAUGUCCAAGUCAAGCAUACUUAUCGGGAUUCCUGGCUUAAGGUAAUUUGGACCCUUCUGUUAAACUUCUUUUUAAAUGCUUAAGCAUGCUGAGACUUAACAGUCUUGAAAUAGUUCCUAAUAGAUUUUUAAUAAGCCAAAUUUAUCACUGCAA